CUGGAGGGUAACUUUAGAGUGGCGGGGUUUCAUUACCUGCUGCCCGGUCGGCCGGACGGCUGUGAACGCAACGCGCGAGAUGCCUUCACGGUUGCUCCGGCUACGUGUGACGUCAUGGCCGCGGCCACCAUGUUGAAUCCGGAAGUGGGCAGAGUCUACACAGGAAUCUCGGGCUUAACGUCAACCGCCGUCUCCGGUCGAUCGGAGUCCGACUUCGAACCAAAUCGCUCCGUAGCCUCCAAAACCAUGACGUCUCUUACGCAGAGGAGCUCGGGCCUCGUCCAGCGGAGGACCGAGGCCAUCCGCAGCGCAGCGGCCGCCGACAAGGAGAAGGACUCCAGCGGGGAGGAGGACGAGGCCCGCCGCGGGGAGGAGGAGGACGAGGAGAAGGGGGACUCGAAGGAAACCCGGCUCACGCUCAUGGAAGAAGUGCUGCUCCUGGGCCUAAAGGACCGAGAGGGUUACACGUCUUUCUGGAACGACUGUAUCUCUUCCGGGCUCCGCGGGUGUAUGCUGGUGGAGCUGGCCCUCCGAGGGAGGCUAAACCUGGAGCCCUGCGGGGUGAGGAGGAAAGGCCUGCUGGCACGGAAGGUAAUCUGCAAGUCUGACGCCCCGACGGGAGACGUGCUCCUGGACGAGGCCUUGAAGCACGUUAAAGAGACCCAGCCUCCGGAGACGGUCCAGAGCUGGAUAGAGCUGCUAAGUGGGGAGACGUGGAACCCCCUGAAGCUCCACUACCAGCUGAGAAACGUCCGCGAGCGUCUGGCCAAGAACCUGGUGGAGAAAGGCGUCCUCACCACCGAGAAGCAGAACUUCCUGCUCUUCGACAUGACCACGCACCCGCUCACCAACAGCCCCAUCAAACAGCGCCUUAUCAAGAAGGUCCAGGACUCGGUCCUGGAGAAGUGGGUGAACGACCCGCAGCGCAUGGACAAGCGCGUGCUGGCGCUGAUCCUGCUGGCGCACUCGUCGGACGUCCUGGAGAACGCCUUCGCCCCGCUGCAGGACGAGCAGUACGACCUGGGCAUGAAGCGCGUGCACGCCCUGCUGGAGCUGGAGCCCGAGAAGGAGAGCGCCAAGCCCAGCGCCAACGAACUCAUGUGGGCCGUGGUGGCCGCCUUCACCAAAUGA
Messenger RNA from Menidia menidia (Atlantic silverside), 1131 nucleotides. Lineage: Eukaryota; Metazoa; Chordata; Actinopteri; Atheriniformes; Atherinopsidae. The record is from the annotation of a GenBank genome assembly.